Pan troglodytes (chimpanzee) is the source of this 4397-nucleotide messenger RNA. RefSeq names its product MORN repeat containing 1 (gene MORN1). The transcript has 13 exons. The coding region runs from base 438 to 1742 and encodes 434 amino acids. The record is from RefSeq and is a predicted model, not a curated record. Lineage: Eukaryota; Metazoa; Chordata; Mammalia; Primates; Hominidae.
GGGCGGGCCUCUCGGCGGAAGAGACGACAGCGGCGGAAACGCGCACAGGCGCAGCUGCGUCCUCUGGCUCCGGGCCCGGCUAGCUUCGCUCCAGAGAUUGCGCGGGCUCAGGGACUAGGCCCGUGGCCACACCCCUCCUUGCGACAAAGACCAAUGGAAGCGGGCGUUGCUGGUCGCUAAGGGAACCCUCGGCGGCAAGAUGGCAGCGGCUGGCGAGGGCACCCCGAGCUCCCGCGGGCCGCGUCGGGACCCGCCUAGGCGGCCGCCCCGGGACGGUAACGACUGCGGGCCACGGGACAGGUUAUGGUGUCUACGUAUACCCAAAUUCCUUCUUUCGAUAUGAAGGAGAAUGGAAAGCAGGGAGGAAGCACGGUCACGGGAAGUUGUUAUUUAAAGAUGGCAGUUAUUACGAAGGGGCGUUUGUGGACGGAGAGAUCAUGGGAGAAGGCCGCCGGCACUGGGCCGGGUCAGGAGACACCUUCUCUGGACAGUUUGUUCUGGGAGAGCCUCAAGGCUACGGCGUCAUGGAGUACAAAGCCGGCGGAUGUUACGAAGGGGAGGUCUCCCACGGCAUGCGGGAAGGACACGGGUUUCUGGUGGACCGGGAUGGACAAGUGUACCAGGGCUCCUUCCAUGACAACAAGAGGCACGGCCCUGGGCAGAUGCUCUUUCAGAACGGUGACAAGUACGACGGCGACUGGGUCCGGGACCGGCGUCAGGGACACGGGGUGCUGCGCGGCGCCGACGGCUCCACCUACGAGGGACAGUGGCACAGCGACGUCUUCAGUGGACUGGGCAGCAUGGCCCACUGCUCAGGGGUCACCUAUUAUGGGUUGUGGAUCAACGGCCACCCAGCAGAACAAGCUACGAGGAUCGUGAUCUUGGGUCCGGAGGUGAUGGAAGUGGCCCAAGGGUCUCCCUUCUCGGUGAACGUUCAGCUGCUGCAGGACCACGGGGAAAUUGCCAAGAGCGAGAGCGGCCGGGUCCUGCAGAUCUCAGCGGGCGUCAGAUACGUGCAGCUGUCGGCCUACUCUGAGGUCAACUUUUUCAAAGUGGACAGAGACAACCAAGAGACACUCAUCCAGACCCCAUUUGGGUUCGAAUGCAUCCCUUAUCCUGUGUCCAGCCCCGCAGCUGGGGUGCCGGGGCCCAGAGCUGCCAAGGGAGGUGCAGAAGCCGACGUGCCCCUGCCCAGGGGAGACCUGGAGCUGCAUUUGGGUGCCCUCCAUGGCCAGGAGGACACCCCUGGUGGCCUGCUUGCCAGGGGACACGCGCCCCAUUGUCCCGGGGCCUGUCAGCGAGUGGAGCAGGGCUGUGCCGAGUUCACAGAUGUCCUCCUGGGGCCGCCCCCGCCUGGGUACCACCCCUUCCUGUUGCUGGACAGCCUCCACAAGAAGGCAGGCGGCAGAUCCAGAGGCGGCCUGCACCCCAGGGGGACACCACCCACCACACAGGAGCCACCUGGAGGCAGCAGGCCUGAGGGGAGAGCCACGGAGGAGCAGGCUGCGGCAGCACACCUAGGUAGGUGGACAGGGCCCAAGUCCAUCGCCGGCUGUGCCACUGUCUGGAGAGGCGAGAGGCCACAGCCCAGGGCUGGAGGUGGGGUUGGGGGAACUCGGCCCGGGGCCCCCAGAGGUAGGUGGCAGUGGGUGGGGGACUGGGGAGCAGCCAGACCCUCCCAGGGACCUGAAUGGGAAGGGGGCUGGUGGCUUGGGGGCUGGGGACGGUCCAGAAAGAUUUGAAGCUGGGCCGACACAGCCCUUGAUGUGGGGAAUGUCCUAGAAAGGAGGAAGCCACGGGGGCAGGGAGCACGGGGGCUCGGAGGCCUUGGGGUCCAAGGGGAGCCAAGGGGAGCCGAGGGGAGCUGUCAAGGCCCACAGUGGCUGAACCAUGAGGAGCUGCUCCCCAGCAAGGCCGGCUGCAGGGCCUGGUGGGCCUGGGCUGGGCGGAAGGCUCCUCCCAGCGUGGGGGCUGCUGUGGGGACAGCAAGGAGGGGUGCAGCGAGGGCCUGAAGAAGGCUCAGGUGCAGACCCUCAGCCGUGGGGCCUCCUCCAGUUGCCCCAGUCCUGGGGCUCAGCCCCACAGCCUGGGCCUGGCAACCCCCCCCAAGCCAGAGGGACCGAAUGCCAGGGCACCUCAGCUACACAAAGGCUCGGACCCCUAGCAGGACCUGGGCGCCGCGGCUGACUGGCUGCCUGACGGAGAACGGAGCCUCUCUGUCACCUGGGCCAACAUGAACGACCCUUCGUCUGGUGUCUCUGGGGUUCUGGCUGGAGAGCCAAAGGCUGGAAGGUCUGGGCCCGCUGCUCACUGGGGUCUGGAUGCCACCGUGGAGCUUGGAGCUGCCUCUGGCGCAGCGCGAGAACAAGCAGAGCCACCCUGGUCGUGGGGACGGCACCCGUGUGGCUGUAGCCAGUGAGGCCUUGGUGACGGGAGGGGCUGGAGUGCCAGGCGGUGUCCCCCGUGGUCCCACAGCAGCCCUCACACCAUCAACCGGGCCACCGCGUCCCGGCCAUCCCAGGAGGGGGCGGGGACAUCUCUGCAGUGACAGGAAUCGGCUAGACGCUGGCAUCUGUGCACAGCCGCUCGGCCAGGGUUUAUGUGCUCAGCGGAGACAGCUCUGGGGGUGAGGAGCGAAGGCAGAUCCGAUUCAGGGGCCACUUGGGGCUAAGCCAUGUAUGUAUGGCCGAGGCCCUAAGUGAGAGCUGGCCCAGGGCUAGAUCACGUGGCCGUCGAGGCCCGGCCUGCCGCACGGUGGCCACCAGCCAGAGCCCUUGCCGCCCACCCUUCCCAUCCGCCGGGACGCCAGCCUCAGGAGUGGGGUCAGAUGGGGCCUGUGGCCGGGCUCCUCAGCCACUGCCCACUGAGCUCUCGGCCCCCCGGCCAGCGCCUUGGCCGCCACUGGUAUAGCUGGAUUCCUGGGAACACCUAGAAACCAGGCUGCUUGGAAACACUGUGGUGUUGCCAUGUGGGGCUCUUCCUCCGCCCACCAGGGAGGCUGUCCCUGGUGCCCGGAGCUGUGGCCCACACCCGCCAGGUUGCAGAACGUGUGUCCCCCUGGCGAGGCCCCCCAGAACCGUGGGUUUUUUUCUAAAGGAACUGACUCGGGGCCAAGCACAUUCCUCCCGGCCCCCGAGGCUCGCUCUUGUCCAGCCCUGGGAACGCACAGGCGGCCGAGCCCUUGGCCUGGCCGGAGGAGGCCGCCGCUCUGCGAGGGGAGCGCUGUUUUCCAGGCCGGCGUCUGGAAUGUUGCUCUGCCUCGCGGUGUGAGCCGACUCCUGCCCCCAUUUCAGCUGCGGCCGCAUUCCUGGUGUGAGCCCGGGCCAGCCGAGGCGCUUUUUCCACGCUCCGGUGCCAGCCCCGGCAGGCUCAGGGGAGGGGAGAGGAUGGUUUCUAUGGCAACCUCACUUUUUGUUAUUUCUUAUUUUCUUUUUUAUGGUUUCUCCAACUUUGAAGCUCUCCAGACAGUUUACAGACUGUGAAAGGAAAAGUACUUUUCCUUCUCUGCCGAGUGCCCCCAGCAGGGCCGCCCUCCAGCCCCACCCGGAGAGCCCCAGCGCGGGUGUGGGGAAGGGGCCAGGGCGGGGGCUUCAAAAGCAAACCAGACACACCAUGCCUUCAGAGGGUUCGUUAUUUUUAAAAACAGUUUAUGGAGGAAAUGAAUUAUUUUUCUCCUAAAAAAGUAGGAAAGUAUUUGCAAAAGAAUCCUUCAGGGACCUGUAGCCAGGUCAGCAGUGGGGGCUUGAGAGCGGCCACCAUGCGAGGGUCGUGUCCAUCCUUGCCAGCCUCCGAGCUGGAGGCCAUAGCUGGGCUGUGGCCUGAGGUCAGAGGUGGUUUCCUUUACCCCAAAUUAGUUUAUUCACCUAUGCUGACCGUGUGUCCAGCCCCCCAGGACCGGUCCGGUGGCCAGUCCUGUGGUUACAGUGCCAAGAAUCCCAGAACCCAGGCAGAGACAACCAGGGUCGGGGGCACAGGGGCCAGCGGGCACAUGAGACAGUGGGCAGUGGGCUGAGGCCAGGGAGGGGAAGGGACAGGAGCCUGCUGAGGACCAGCCCACCCGCCCCUUGCAGGGGAGUACGUGCUCAUGAUCCGCGACGUGACCACCCCGCCGUUCCUGGGGCGCAGGCUGCCCCCCGCCUUCAAACACCUGCGGGUCGUAGCGAAGAGGGCUGGCCAGCCACCCCAUGUCCUGGAAGAAGGCCCUGAAGCCUCAAGCAGCUGGCAGGCCGCCCACAGCUGCACCCCAGAGCCGCCAGCGCCUCGGUGAGGCCCCGUGUCCACAGGAGGCCACCUCGGUGUGAAUGGAAGGAAACGCUGCCUCUGCUUGCGGAACUCUGCUCCCCGAUUCUCCAGAGCCCCGUGGUUGCUGGCUUGAAUAAAAUGCUCAGUGGCGGCUA